AUGCUAGCUGCCCGAACAAUCACCGCCAUCUCCAAAUAUGCUACUACUACUACUCUUAGAACGACCGCGAUAAGCAACAGACAGCUUCUCCCUCAAACAACCAAACGAUUCAUCGGAAUACCUCCCCAAUACCUGCUCGAUGACUAUAUACCGCGCUACCAGCUCCUCACCUCCAUAGACGCCUCCAAAAAGCGCUCGCUCGCGUACGCUCACCUCCGCAACUGCAAUCUGUGUCCACGCCUGUGCGGCGUCAACCGCUACGAAACAACAGGCAUCUGUCUGAUCGGCGCCGAAACAGUCAAGGUCAACGUUAUCGCGCCACAUCGCGGCGAAGAGCCGUGCAUCCAAGGGUUUUCCGGGUCUGGAUCUGUCUUUUUUUCCGGGUGUAAUCUGCGGUGCGUGUUUUGCCAAAACCACGAUAUCGCGCACCGGCGGAAUGGGUUUGAUCUCACGCCGGAGGCGCUGGCUGAAUGGAUGGUGAAGUUGCAGGAUGUUGGGAAUGUGCACAAUAUAAACUUUGUCACGCCAGAGCAUGUGGUACCGCAGGUUGCGCUGGCCAUUCUGACCGCUAGAGAUAUGGGGCUCAAGGUGCCCAUUGUUUACAAUACCUCUUCCUUUGACUCGCUAGACUCGCUGGCACUCAUGGACGGGCUGGUCGAUAUCUAUCUGCCCGACUUUAAAGUCUGGGAAUCCUCGUCGUCGAAACGACUGCUCAAAGCGGACAAUUACGCCGAGGUUGCACGGGAAUCCGUCAAGGAGAUGCAUCGCCAAGUCGGCGAUUUGGCGUUUACCUCGGACGGUAUCGCUAAGAAGGGGGUCUUGCUUAGACAUUUGGUCAUGCCGGGCAAAGAGGAGGAAGGGAUGCAAAUCAUGCAAUGGUUGGCAGAUAACGUCUCCAAGGAUUUGUAUGUGCAUGUUAUGGAACAGUACCAUCCAGACGCGCAUGUGGGAAAAAAGCGAAGAAAUGCAGCUACAAAGAACAAGGUCGUCGAGCACGGUGGCGCCGAAUCGAGCAGUAGAGAGGACGAGGUCAGGUACGCAGAAAUAAAUAGAGCCGUCACCGACGAGGAGUUGGGUAGUGUCAAGCAAGCGGCUGAAAAGGCUGGCUUGUGGAGGUUCUGCGAGGCUUCAGAGAAGCCGGGCUUUCAUCUAUAA
Molecule: messenger RNA, 1155 nt
Organism: Talaromyces rugulosus
Lineage: Eukaryota; Fungi; Ascomycota; Eurotiomycetes; Eurotiales; Trichocomaceae
Exons: 1
Coding region: 1-1155 (384 amino acids)
Molecular function (GO): oxidoreductase activity; 4 iron, 4 sulfur cluster binding
Source: RefSeq, a predicted model, not a curated record